Solanum verrucosum is the source of this 645-nucleotide messenger RNA. RefSeq lists its product as uncharacterized. NCBI's taxonomy places the organism in Eukaryota, Viridiplantae, Streptophyta, Magnoliopsida, Solanales, Solanaceae. Bases 103 to 393 code for a protein of 96 amino acids. The record is from RefSeq and is a predicted model, not a curated record. The transcript is spliced from 4 exons.
UUCCUGGUCAAGCGCAGCACCAUAGUAUAACCCUAAACCCUAAUCUAAACCCACAAAGACCAAUUUGCUGUGUUUAGAAGAAAUCCACAGAAUUCAGCAGCUAUGGCUUGGCGUGGUUCCGUCACCAGAUCACUCGCUUCCGUCGCUAGAGCUUCCACUUCCCGUUCAUCUCCGACUGUUAACCGCGUUCGCACUCCUCCGAUCUCCGCCCCUCGUUCCAACACGCGCCGCUUCUCAUUUACCAGUCCCAGGACAUUGGGAGCUUUGGGGUGUACUCAGUCAUUUUUGCCGCUGCAUAAUGUGGUGGCUGGAACUCGAUUGACUUCUCACUUGACAGUUAACGUGCGGGCUUGCUGCGAGCUGUAUCAUGGGAGGAAUGGAAAAGAUGGGUGAUGUCAGCAGCACUUCCAAACCUCCAGUGGGACAUUUUGCAGCAUUGUACUUGAACACAAUUAAUGGAGCAGCACAAAGUUGCUUGAGGUUAAUGGUAGUCUUGGCAGGUUGAUGCAUCUCUGACAAUCUGUUUUGGAUGCAGAAAAUAAUAACUGUUAAUCUUUGUUUUUUCACAUUCUAAAGAUAAACUAGAAAAUCUGUUUCCGACAGUAUCAUAGAGAUUAAAUUUAUUUCAGUUAAGUGUUCAUUUAU